Molecule: messenger RNA, 342 nt
Organism: Cylicostephanus goldi
Lineage: Eukaryota; Metazoa; Nematoda; Chromadorea; Rhabditida; Strongylidae
Source: the annotation of a GenBank genome assembly
AUGAAGUAUUUGUACUCCUUUGUUUUCCAGCUCAUCGAUUUGAAACUUACUCGCAAUCUCUCUAUCAUGGGACUGUCACUGCUGACCGGACAAGUACUUCCGCAUCAUAUCGAGAUUAGCCCAAUCAGAACGGGUAAUGCUGAUUGGGACCAGAUCAUAAACAUGCUUCUGAGCAUCAAAAUGCUGGUUGGUGGAGUUGUCGCUGUGAUUCUAGAUAAUUCUGUGCCAGGCGCAACAUUACGUCAGCGAGGAUUGAAACAACAUGAUGAUGCAGAAAAACAAGAAAAGCUGGAAGAUCUGGAAGAUGACGGUUAUGCUUUUCCAAAAUGUGUGAAUAGGUAA